Molecule: messenger RNA, 897 nt
Organism: Microdochium trichocladiopsis
Lineage: Eukaryota; Fungi; Ascomycota; Sordariomycetes; Xylariales; Microdochiaceae
Exons: 1
Coding region: 259-813 (184 amino acids)
Source: RefSeq, a predicted model, not a curated record
AGAACGGACAGACCAGUUUGUAGUGGCCAGGGCACGAAGUACCAAACCAAAACAUGCCCAUCAAGCACACAUACCAGUUCUGAGGCCACUGUCUUGUGUCUGCGGGGAAGGGCGUGUCUCGGUUUGAGUUUGCAAGCGCAUCGCUGAUUGCGCCAGCGUUCAGAGGCUCGCCGAGGAUCGAACUGUGCCCUGGACUAAGGUAAGAUCAGAUCCAUAGAUCACUCUGCGCUUGCCUGGCCCGAGACAGCAAAUGGGCCGAUGCAAGCGAGGGCCCGGGGCUGGCGGCCAAGAAACGCGAGGAAGCGAGCGGGACAUAUGAGGGGGUGGUGGCACUCGGGUCGUUGUUGUGGAAGGGGCCAAGCAGGCACAUACGCAACCGGCACCUGCCGUGCCACAAGCCCUCUCCGGGCAAGACAGAUGGCGCCCGCACUUGCACCUCUCUCUCUCUCUCUUGAAGACCUGCCCUACCAAUACCCCCUCGUCCUGCCCGCUUCUCUACCACAGCCUCUCUCUCUCUCUCUCUUUUUCUCUUGGUACUCACCCUCUUGCCUACUCCCCACACCACGCACAGCUCAACCAUCGGCCAAUUGGCCCUUUCACCAGCAACUCACGAUACUUUGGCAACACGAGCACCGCGUCCAACGGCACAUUGGCACGGUUUGCCGUCAAUCCCCGCCCGAAAGACUCACCCGCCUGGCUUGGACACUCCAACGGUGUUGCUUGAAUUCUUGGAGCAUGAGUGCACUAGCACAUCGGCGAACCACCACCCUGUCGAGUCAGGACUCGACAGUAGCUCCCGCCUCUCGAGCUUGAGGUUCUCUGGACGGCAAACACGCCUACCCGUCCAAUGGCCCGCCUCGAUAUCAAUGCCACGACCUUCAUGGCAACCACAGGAUG